UAGAACAUUCUAAACAACAGUCUAAAGAGAUGAGGCUGACGGAUAUGAAAUCUGAACCUGCAAAAGAAUCAUCUGCACAAUAUUCAGACAAUUCCAAAUCUUCAGAUGUUCAUGGAAGCAGCAGGGACAAUGCUGAUAAUGUUGAGGACGAUCCUUGGCAAGAGUUGGGCGGAUGGAGAACUAAGCCGGAGGUUUCCCCAGCAGAGAGGACACCGAGAGAUUGGGGCCCCAGACAAAGCCCUGUCCUCACAAGAUCCCCCAAACACUCAGAGACACAGCCGCUGGGCAGGCUGUGCAGAGGAUCAGUGUGUCCACCGGACUAUAACCCAAAUCUGUGGGAUCCCAGUAUCUCCAGCAGUCUUCUCCACUCGGCUCAGGCUAACACCUGGACCAUCGCGGGAACAGGAAGCAGACCGAGCCUGGCAUCAGCGGGCAGGACUCCAGGACCUCCAGGGAUCCCGGUGCAGGAGCUGGUGAGCCUCUCACACUUUGGAGGCUUCCUGUUUUAUCCCUACACCGGCUUCUCUGCAGCACCAGUCCACUACCUCCUCCCACCUAUGCGGUCCCGAGUGGAUUUCAGAACCGAUCCGAGCGUCCCCAGCCGGGACUACGCCCCCCCUCCCAUCAUGUCUUCAUCCGCUCCUGGUUCGGCGGGGGCUGGACUGAAAUAUCAUGCCCUUGAUUGGCUAAUGCUAACCACGACAGGGCAGAAAAAUUCAGUGGACACAGAAAUUGAGUUUAAAAGCUGAAAUUGAAAAUGAAAUUGAUCACAGACAGGGUGAAAAUAUGAACCAUUCCCAAAGUAAAUUACACUUAAAAAAUGUCAGUUUCUCCAGUAAAACUUAAUUAUGAAGUUGGAAGCCAAUGUUUAAACUGUUUGAACACA
Molecule: messenger RNA, 886 nt
Organism: Etheostoma cragini (Arkansas darter)
Lineage: Eukaryota; Metazoa; Chordata; Actinopteri; Perciformes; Percidae
Exons: 3
Coding region: 30-749 (239 amino acids)
Source: RefSeq, a predicted model, not a curated record